Molecule: messenger RNA, 2616 nt
Organism: Vollenhovia emeryi
Lineage: Eukaryota; Metazoa; Arthropoda; Insecta; Hymenoptera; Formicidae
Product: paired mesoderm homeobox protein 2-like
Exons: 3
Coding region: 147-899 (250 amino acids)
Biological process (GO): regulation of transcription by RNA polymerase II
Molecular function (GO): RNA polymerase II transcription regulatory region sequence-specific DNA binding; DNA-binding transcription factor activity, RNA polymerase II-specific
Source: RefSeq, a predicted model, not a curated record
UAUAAAUACGCGGGCGAUGGAGGAUGCGCUAAAAAAUUGAAGAGCCCGCGAGAGGAAAGUGGCGAACUUGGCAAUGGGUCCCGUAUUGAUUGUCAUGCCGGCGUGAGGGAAAGUGCGCCGGAGGAGAGCGCGGGGGAAGAAAAAAAAUGUUAGCCGCGACGGACGCGGAGCAGGGCGCGAGCAACGGCGUGAUAGUGUCGCAGCUCGCGAAUACGCACACCCCGCAGGAUUUCACGGUCUCACGCCUGCUGUCCACGCCGACGCACUCCUUGGAUUGCAGCGAGACCUCUUCCACUGCUGGGAACAGAAGGCCCAGGAGAAGCCGGACGACGUUCUCGGCGCAACAGUUGGCCGCGUUGGAGAGGGUCUUCGAGAAGACGCACUAUCCGGAUGCCUUCGUCCGCGAGGAACUCGCGACUAGGGUGUCCCUGUCGGAGGCCAGAGUGCAGGUGUGGUUCCAGAACAGGCGGGCGAAGUUCCGACGGAACGAGCGGAGCUCGGCGAUGAGCCGGGGCGUCUCCGCGGGCAGGGAGAUGGAGGCCGCGCUGCCGCUGCGCCCUAUCAGGGUGUCGCAGCAUCCUCCGCAGCAUCACCCGGCUGAGAGCAGCGCGGAAUCGCCGCAGGCCGCUACCACCCAAGUGACGGCGCAGUACUCUUACGGCGACUACUGGCGCGCGACGCCGCAGCAUUACGCGGUGCAAACCGCCGCGGCCGCCGGCUGCCACGGCUUCGCCGCGAACGGCGGCCUGGCGAACGUGGGCCUGCCGCCGUACCACCAUCACCAGGCCGACCUCCACCACGGCACCCUCGACGGAGCCGCCGUGAACGGCCUGAGCGCCCUGAGGCUGCGAGCGCAUCCCUACGGCACGACGUAUCCGGCGAUGCACGCGAGCAUGUGACGCACCGUCCCCGGAAAUCGAGUCUCCGAGAGCGCGAGAACGUCACGAAUGUAACGCCUUUGAGAGUGUAACUUAGAUCGGAAGAGGCUUCUCUGAGGCCGAGAGACCGGAUUUAUUUAAAUUGCAAAAAGAUAUUUCUAUUUAAACCCAGCGAGAGAGAUGACUUGUCGAUCGACGUCGAUACGACGGUUUCGAUGUCGAUGCGACAAGCCUCUUGCAAUUUCGACGUCGAUCGACGAGUCAUUUCUGACUGGGAAAGAUACAUAUACGAAAAAAAUGACUUAAUAUAAAGAAGACUUGAGACACGUGCACGGUACGAAACCGUUUCUUGGGAAUUAUUUCUAGCUUCUCCGCAAUCCCCCGUCUCGGCACUGACCAGCAAUCGUCUCCAUUUAUAAAUUGGCGCGUCGAAGACUGGAAUACUUAUUACAGUUUUAUUAAGAGUAUAUAUACAGUAUUAUUACAGAGUGGUCCUGAAAUAGUUGGUCAAACUCAGGGAUUGGAUUGGGCUCAUCAUAAGGAUGAAAAAAGUUCCUAUAAACGUUAGUCCAAAAACGCAUCCCGCAGGUGUUACGACUCAUUUAAUUAUUAAUACCUGAUUUAAAAAAUGGAAGGCUAUGAAAGGAAAAAACUUGAUUUUUAUUUACAGUUGUUAAAAAUGUCCGCUGUUAGCGAAAACACGUGCCUUCAUCUAACCAUUGACUGUCUAACACGCUCAAAGAUUCCUAGUGUAUCUCGAGAUUGCUGUGUUUUCAAUUUUUAAGUGCUCGAACAAUAAUAGUGGAUUUUAAUUGCGACAACAGAUCACUGGAUUAAGCUACUUAUUGAACACAGUAAUUAAAAAAGCACAAAUCGUAGUACGAUCAAAACACUGCAUGUAUUUACUCUUCGAGAUUGAUAAUUAAACGAGUCGUAACUCCCGAAGGAUACGUUUUCGGACUAACGUUUAUGGGAACUUUUUUCAUCCUUUUGACGAGCCCAAUCCAAUCUCUGAUUUUGACCAACUAUUUCAGGACCACCCUGUAUAAUGACUUUCGUUUCUCGCGGAACCGAGACCCCUCGAGUUGGUCCAAUAUCAUUCUGUAGGUGACGCGAACGCGUGAAGGAUUACUUUUAUCGGAAUCUGUAUAGUGACCGGAAGGCUCGCUCGAAUCAUCCAAACCAAAGAUAAGCUUGACUGUUAAAAAUAAAUUUGAGAUCGCAGAUGAAGAUGAUCUCGCGCAGCAUCCAUCGGGCCAUGUGCAAAAGGAUAAUUCGGAUGUUCUACGGAUUAUCGCUGCGAACGUCCAAACGUUGAUCGUAUGCCUUAUAACCAACGAUAAUGAUUAGAGUAAAUUUAAGCUGUAAGUUCUCAACACACAGGGUAACAAGUAAAUAAGUCAAAGCGCUUCUUUUUCCCGUCGAUAGAGUAGUACAUUAAGUUAUAUGAGGAGAGGUGUAUUAGAACAUCGCAAUAUUUUAAAUACAGGAUAUAUACAGAAAAAAAACACCGGCAUUCUACAACUUGUGACCUUAUAUAGACAUAUGUAGACGGUAUAGAUACAAGACAACCUCGUGUGCAAUGAAACCAUUGAGCUCGGAGAACGUCUUCGGGCAUGUUUUCUCAUUGAUAUAAAUAUAAUCAGAAAAGUACACAACAUAUAGAUAUAGGUAUGUAACAAAUACAUGUAUAUAUGUACACAUGUCGAAAUAUAUAUUGGCACAGGAUUAGAAUAUA